Closterium sp. NIES-67 is the source of this 3572-nucleotide messenger RNA. Lineage: Eukaryota; Viridiplantae; Streptophyta; Zygnematophyceae; Desmidiales; Closteriaceae. The record is from the annotation of a GenBank genome assembly.
CAAAACGAAAUCCGCGUUACUGGUCGCUUCACUGGGGACCAUUUGAUAGAUACUGUACGCGUCAUGGAAGGUUCUAGUCGCAGCUCGUCACUGUACAGUCGACUACAAGUGCAAAACAGCUCCUGACGAACUGGACUGAAGUCCCUUUGGCGGGAAGAAAAUGGCGAAACUUGCGAUGGUGGUGGAAAGAACCCUCCCCCCCGACCCUCUCUCACUACGUGCAUUGGACCUCUAGGCAUAUCUGUCGUGAACACCACCCACCGCCCCACAUAGGCUUCGUUGCUUCUGUCAGCCUCGCCUCAGAAGCAUUCUCCACGUGGCACCUGGCAUUCUCCACUUGGCAACUGCUCACUGGACCGAUCUCCCCAUGGCCCCCGCGGCGGACCCCUCUCCGCCAAGGAACGCGCCCCCACGGCCGUCUGAUGCGGAGGCCUCCGCUGCACUGGCGGAGUCCCUCCCGCCCCCGCCGCCGCCCCCGCGGAUCCAAACCCUAGCGGACUUCGUUAAAGUGCACGAAAUGCUGUUACUCGCGACGGGCCUGCCUCGCGAACUCUACCCGCGGCUGUUCGAAAAGAUCAUGGCGGAAAGAUUUGAUGCGGGGAGUAGAUUCGCGAUCGAGGAGGUGGAGGGCGGGCGGCAGAGGCGCGUCGUGCUGACACCUGGCGGGCAGGGAUUGGAUGCGAAGGGUGACGUGUUCUUAGUGGAUCACGCGUGGUCGUUCCGCUUGGGCCAGGCGCGCGAGCAGGCACGUCCUGGCGGGGAAAGGCUGGAGACAGUCCCCAAGCUGGCAGCGCGGAUGGCGGCUCUCAUGUGUGUAGGGGGGGAGGAGGGGGGGGAGGGGGAGGGGGAAGGGGAGGGACAGGGAAAAACGGAGCCGGAAGGGCAAGGGGCGGGGGGGAAUGGAGGAAACAAGGGCGCAAAUUCAGUCGAUGAUAUUAUUUUGCGGGCAGUUCGGGCAGCUCUGGAUGCUCGAAACCAAGGAGGAGAGGGGGAGGGAGAGGUGGAAAGUGAGUCAUCUCGAGAGGUGGAAGGAGGGUUGGAGGGAGGGGUGGAGGGAGGGGUGGAGGGAGGGGUGGAGGGAGGGGUGGAGAGGGAUGAGGAGUGGUUGGAGAUGGAUGGGGAGGGCAUAGACGAGGAUAUGCUGGAAGCCAUGAAGCUACACGAACGCUUCCCUAACCUAGUGGGUCUGAGCCUCUGGGGCAACCGCCUCACAGAUGCUGCUCGGGUGGCCUCCAUCCUCUCUCCCCUCGCCUCUCUCAAGGCCCUCUGGCUCAACGACAACCCCUGUGUUGCAACAGAGCCCUCUGCUGUCGCUCUAAGGAACACUGUCCUUGCAUCCCUUCCCAACCUCGAGCUCUUCAACCGCCACUUCACCCGAUGCUAUUCCACCUGGGCGCUGCUCUUCGCUGCUGACGUGGCAGGCCCUCAUUGCGCCACGCUGGCCGAUGACAUGGCAGCUGCUGAGCUGGCGCGGUUGACGGAGAUUGAUCUGUCUGACCGGGGGAUAGUGGAGCUGAAGCAGGAGGUCUUCUCCGCAACGCUCCUCCCCAACCUCGCCCGCAUCAACCUCUCUCGAAACCCGCUUCCACUCUCCCUCCUCGCCCCCAUCGACGCCUCUCGCUCGUCCGUGCUGCUGCCCCUCGCCUCCCUCCCCUCACUGCGCUCCGUACAAAUAGACCUGGAAGGCCCAUUCCCCUUCGAUCCGUACGAAACAGCCCGCACUCUCCCCCACCUCUCCUCCCUCAACGGCGCUCUGCUCUCCUCCUUCACCCGGGGAGGUUCCUGGAUGUUCCCCCGCCUGCCAGCCUGCCAGCCCGGCACGCCAUUGGUGGAUCGCGUCCUGCACGCCAUGUGGCGCCACGUGUGCAGCUACAAGCUCGCGACUGAGACCCAGCUGGACGAGUCUGCUGUGUGGUACGUCAUGGACGAGUUCGGCUCUGCGUUCCGCCACAGCGACCGCCCCAACUUCCGCUGCUCGCCCUUCCUCUUCCUCCCCGACGGCUCAUUCGCCUCUGCUGUCAGCUACUCGCUCGUGUGGCCAGUUGCAGCAGUGCAGCCGGGUGAGGAGUGCACGAGGGACUUCCUCGCUGGGGUGGGUGAGGAGCAGCAGCGGUCGGCCAAGCUAUCCGUGUGGUUCCACACGCCCUCGAGCUUCUUUAAGCAAGCCUACGAGCAGCGCAUUGUCAAGUUCGCAGCAGCAGCUGCAAAGCACGCUGAAGCCACCACUCUCCUUGCCACUGCUAAAUCUGACAAUAAAGGGGACAAGGAAGCGCAACGAGGGGGAAGUGGAGCAGCAGAGAAGAGGGUGUAUCGCGUGUUCACGGAUAUUCCCCAUGUCACGGACAACCUUUCCCGCCCCGAGUUCGCAUUCGUGGACAACCCCAGCGAGGCAGACAUUAUUUGGACGAGCAUGCAGGUGGACGAUGCCUUCAGGGAGGCCGCGGGGCUCAAGGAGCGGAGGGACAAGGGAGGGGAGGAGCCGUUUAUCAACCAGUUUCCGUUCGAGGCGUGCAUUGUGAUGAAGCACCACCUGGCCAAGACGAUUCAGCAGGCGUAUGGAGGCACGCGUCCCUGGCUGCAGGACACGUACGACAUGCAGUGCGAGCUGGCAGCGCUCAUAGGGUGCUUCCUGGAAAGGGAGGUGGCAGCUGCAGCAGCAGCCGGGCAGAAGCUGAUCGCGGGCUAUGAGGGGGGUGCUGAGGUGGCUAAAGGCACUGGAAGCAGUGAAGAACCAGAGCUCGAUAACACGUGGAUCAUGAAGCCGUGGAAUCUCGCCCGCAGCAUGGAUGCAACGGUGUCACGCCACCUGGCGCAGAUCCUACGGCUGGGAGAGACUGGCCCCAAGGUGUGCCAGAAGUACAUAUCGCGGCCUGCGCUGUUCAACGGGCGGAAGUUCGACAUGCGCUUCAUCGUGCUGCUGAAGAGACUCAAACCUUUGGAGGCAUACCUCUCAGAUGUGUUCUGGGCUCGCAUUGCCAACAAGGCGUAUUCUCAGAUGGAGGACUCGCUUUCUGAUUUCCAGACCCACUUCACUGUCAUGAACUACAGUGGCCACAAGUAUGAGCAUGUGCCAACGCACGAGUUUGUACGGGCAUUCGAGCAGCAGCACAAUGUGACUUGGCAGUCCAUCGACCAAUCGGUGCAGAGAAUGCUGCGGGAGCUCCUGGCUGCUGCCGUUACUGUUCAUCCCGAGAUGCAGCCAGAUGGCGACACCUGUCGAGCCAUCUACGGCGUGGAUGUGAUGCUGGACGAUCAGUUUCAACCCAAGCUUCUAGAGGUAACAUACUGCCCAGACUGUACCCGUGCGGUGACUUACGAUAUGAAGAGGGUUUUCCCAAGACCCAGUUCAGGAGGCAACGCAGAAGCGGAUGAAGAAUCCGAGUGGUUGCGACCCAAAAGCUUUUUCAAUGAUGUUUUUGGAUGCCUCUUCCUUGGGGAAACCCGUAAUGUGAGACGCCUGUGAUGUGAGCCCUUCCAUCUAUGUAUGUGCGCGAUGUAAAACGUGUAAGGCAAUACGAAAGGUCGAUGUUAGAAAUGUAACACUAAGUAGAGAAGACUCAUUGAAUGUUGAC